AUGGGACCAUUGAAACGAAAGGUCUCCGAUGGCGGUGGCGGCGUCGAACCUAGGGACUGGAAGAAGACGCAAUAUUCGUGCCGGGAAGAACCAGACAAAGUUGCUGUCUGGGCUUGGGUUCUUCAGUUGCGCGAACAGACAAUGGGGGAGCCACCACGAAUGGGACCAAUAACCGUAUUUGACAUCGCCUCUCCUCACGGGGGUCCCACGGUGUAA
This is a messenger RNA of Colletotrichum aenigma, 216 nucleotides long. RefSeq lists its product as uncharacterized. Bases 1 to 216 code for a protein of 71 amino acids. NCBI's taxonomy places the organism in Eukaryota, Fungi, Ascomycota, Sordariomycetes, Glomerellales, Glomerellaceae. The transcript is spliced from 2 exons. The record is from RefSeq and is a predicted model, not a curated record.